Messenger RNA from Podarcis lilfordi (Lilford's wall lizard), 11560 nucleotides. The record is from the annotation of a GenBank genome assembly. Lineage: Eukaryota; Metazoa; Chordata; Lepidosauria; Squamata; Lacertidae.
AUGGUACAGAUUGCUCUGGGGGAAAGACUGAUCCCUGUUUUGGAUGAAAAGGUUGGUCUUAUCCUGCUGGAGUUGAGGUUGAAAUGUACAUAGGGCUCUGACUGCUGAUGUUAAAUGAAUUGAUUUUGAUGCUGUUCUUGGUGCUACUGGUGUUCAUAGAAUUGUAGAGUUGGGGGGAAUCUCAAAGGUCAUCUAAUCCAACCCCCUUGCAAUGCAUCCUUUGCUUAAAAACCUCUGAAUCCACCACCUCCCAAGGGAGUCCGUUCCACUGUCGAACAACUCUUCCCAUCAGAAAGUUCUUCCUGAUGUUUAGCCGCAAUCUCAACCAUUGGUUUGAGUCCUUCCCGCCAGAGCAUGAGAAAGCAAGCUUGUCUGCUAUAUCCCCUCUCAGUCUUCUCCAGGCUAAACAGACCCAACUCCCCCAGCUGUUCCUCGUAAGGCUUGGUUUCCAGACUUGUGUUUUCCACUCUCACUUUGCUUUUCAUGUUUUAUAUUUCAGAGCUGUGGCCUCUUGCAGUCUGCCCUGUCCAGGCCUGGAGGUUGCCUUCUGAGCCAGAGUCUAUGUAAGCAGCUUCCUUCUUUUGCACAUUCCUUUAAGAAAUGCUAAGGCAAAUCAGGGAGAAGCUACUUGAAGCAGAUUCCUCUGAUGCUGGUUUGGUUGAUAUUUUAAACACACAGAGGGGGAGUAAAUGAAAUAUGCACAUUCCCCAAAUUUGAGCUAAAUGACUAUGGAUGCCAUUAGGUUUGGGAGAGAAACGGUGCCUUCAAAAUAUCUCCCUGCUUUUAUUAGACAUGAUGUUUGAAGACCAGAAUUGCAAAACUUCAAAAUUCCGAUACUGUUCCUUUGAUGCUGUAACUGGUCCUGUGGACUUCCCCACUCAUUCAGCCGAAGGCGCUGAUCUUUGUGUGCAUGCCGUUGCAUGGGAGGAAAGAGUCUCCCCAUUGAAAUGAAUGGGGAAGUCCAUAGCAAGGAUUCUUUCAAUAGAAUGGGCAAUUGGGAAGAUUUCCUAAAAGACAGGGGAGGUUGGUGCGGGUAAUGCAUACUCCAGGAGCUCUGAGGCCAUGGGAUAAAGAGAUUUGCUCCUUAGUUAAAGAGUACCAACACUGAAUGAGUCUCCUCACUUGAGAGGCAGUGUGGUGUAGUGGGUAGAGUGUCAGAGGAGGAACUGGGAGACCAGGGUUCAGAUCCCAACUCGGCCACAAAGCUCUCACUGAGUGACCUUGAGGGCCAGGCACUGCCUCUCAGAUUAACCAACCUCACAGUGUUGUGGGGAUUAAAUGAGGAGAGGAAGAGUCACGGAUGACACCUUGAGUUCUUUGGCGAAAACGUGGGAUACAGAUGCAAUAAAUAAAUAUAUAAAUUCUUGGCUUCCCUGCAGUUGACUUGUCACCUCUUGGGAUCCAGUACUUUCUCGAGAGCUUCCUUCUGAGAAAUGACACUCUCAUCCUCGAGCUGCGUGUAAGUACCAACCAGCGCCAUGCACUCCUGCUUCUCUGAAAAGGGAUUCAGGGGCCAAGGGCUUGCUAGACUCUCUGCCCUGCUAACUAUUCAUCAGGCUUCAAAAGUUUUUGUUCCCAAUCAGGAGGAACACCAUCUCAACCCAAAAAGUAGUUAGGGACUUGCAAUGGCACUCCGCGGCCAUGGUGGUGGCUCAACUAUGACCCUAUCUGGACAGGAAUAACUUGGCUACAGUAAUCUAUGCUCUGGUAACCUCAAGAUUGGCGUGUGGCAGAAACAUUGUAAAAUUAAAGAAUGUUAGAAUGAUGUUGGAUCGAAAAUAAGUGGCUUCCAGCUGUACAGGUUAAAGUUAUUGAUAGACUAAGAUUAAAGAUUAGGAUUAAAGAUGUUUAAGGAAAUGGAAAUUUGGUAUUUAAGAGGUAAAAAUUUAAUGUUAUAUUACAUUAAGAUUAAAAAUUAGGAUUAAAGAAGUUUAAGAGUUAUAUAUUAUAUUAAGUUUAAAGAUUGGGAUUAAAAAAGUGGAAAAGAAAUUGCUGGACAAACAAUUUGGACUGGAAUACAAAAGAGGGAGGUAUGAGGAAGUCCAGAAAAUAAGUAAAUUCAAAAACGGAAAUGGAAAAGUGAUAUUGUUUUUAAUUGUUCUGUUUCUUUUUAGUUCUUGUUUUGUAUUCUGUUUUCUGUGUUUUCUUUUUCUUCUUGGAUUAUGUAUUGUGUGUUUUUGUAUUUCUACUUUUAUGUUCUUCUGUUUAACUUUUAUUGAAAUUUUAAUAAAAAUUAUUUUUUUAAAAAAAAAAAAGAUUGGCGUGUGGCAAUGCGCUGUAUGUGUGUGUCCUUUGGAAACCAUUCAGAAACUUCAUACAUGCAGCAGCCUUUGAAAAUGAUUUGGGAAGCUUCAGUUCCUGCAGAAUGCGGCUGCCCAGCUGUUGAGCUGAACAGAUUAUACAGCGAAGUGGCUGACCAGACGCCCCAAUGGGAAACCAGCAAGCAGGAUUCAAGCACAUAAGCCCCUUCUCCCCUCCUGUGUUUUCCUGCCACUGGGAUUCAGAAUUAUUGCUUGCCUUCAGCUGUGCAGGCAGGGCAUAGCCAUCGUGGCUAAUAGCCAUUCACGGCCCUCUCCUCUGUGAAUUUUGUCCAGUCCUCUUCUAAAGUCUUCUAGAUUGGUGGCUCCCACUGCGUCCUGUAGGAGUGAGUUCCAUAGUUCAACUAUGUACUUCUUUUGGUGCUGCUGCCAGGUCUUGGAAGAAGAAGGAAAGCCGGACGGCAGAGCAGAAGAGGCAGGCGGUGGAGCAAAAGAAAGGCUUGACAGCCUCUUGGACUCUCUUCCUAAAAUGCACAAGGAAGCUGUCACAGACAUUGCCAUGGCGAUGAAGCAGCUGGGCUGGAACUUUGCCCAACUCCUACAACCUAUAAAGCCCAUCAUUCUGGAUAAGAACCACAAAAUGGUGAGUGGGGCCAAAGUGGAAACUGUGCAGGGGGUGCUUCACCUGUACCCUAGACCUAUGCCCUCUCUCAUGUCAUGUUGGCAGUGCCCGGUGGCAGGCAUGGAGUGCUAGUUGGCAUAUGAGGUCACAUGUUGAGUCACAUCAAGCUGCACAUGUGAUUUGGAGCCCCAAGGAGCUGUGACUCAAGGCCAGACUGUGGCUCUGGCAAAUGGAGACUAGCUGUGUGGAGGGCAGGGACAGAGAGAGGAAGGGUGAAGAGAUGCUGGUCCAAUGCCAUCCGUUGGGAUUUUCCAUUGCCUGGCUGCUCCCUCCCGAGAGAAGCCAGACUGGCUCCCUCCUUGCUGUCCUCCCAUUAGCCUUUGGGAACUAACUGUUUUGUGAGCCAGUGUGGUGUAGUGGUUAAGAGCGGUAGUCUCGUAAUCUGGGGAACCGGGUUCGCGUCUCCGCUCCUCCACAUGCAGCUGCUGGGUGACCUUGGGCCAGUCACACUUCUUUGAAGUCUCUCAGCCCCACUCACCUCACAGAGUGUUUGUUGUGGGGGAGGAAGGGAAAGGAGAAUGUUAGCCGCUUUGAGACUCCUGAAGGGGAGUGAAAGGCGGGAUAUCAAAUCCAAACUCUUCUUCUUCUUCUUCUUGAAGGAAAGAACGGGUGCUGUGAUGUUUUUAUUGCAAUUAUCUGUAGGUUUUAAUAGAUCACACAGGCAGACACAUAUAUAAUACUAAUCAGUGUUUAAUUGCUUUUUAAGGAUUAGUGUUUUUUCUCUGUUUUUAGUUGGUUCUAUUUUAUCUGUUAGCCACUUUGAGUCCUUGCCUGGGAAGAAAGCGGGAUACAGUGGAACAGUUUCAGGUUAAGAACGGACCUCCAGAACGAAUUAAGUUCUUAACCUGAGGUAAAGUAAAGGUAAAGGGACCCCUGACCAUUAGGUCCAGUCGUGACCGACUCUGGGGUUGCGAUGCUCAUCUUGCUUUAUUAACCAAGGGAGCCGGCGUACAGCUUCCGGGUCAUGUGGCCAGCAUGACUAAGCCGCUUCUGGCGAACCAGAGCAGCGCAUGGAAACGCCGUUUACCUUCCCGCCAGAGCGGUACCUAUUUAUCUACUUGCACUUUGACGUGCUUUCAAACUGCUAGGUUGGCAGGAGCAGGGACCGAGCAACGGGAGCUCACCCCGUCGUGGGGAUUCGAACUGCCAACCUUCUGAUCAGCAAGUCCUAGGCUCUGUGGUUUAACCCACAGCGCCACCCGCGUCCCUUUAACCUGAGGUACCACUGUAUAAUUAAAUAUAAUAAUGAACAUCAUAAUAAUAAUUACUUGUCAUUUCAUAUACCUCCCAGGGCUUUUGCAUGUUGGAAAGUGUUCAGCCUCUGCUUCCAGGGCAAGUUUCUGAUGAGGUGAGUGGCUUUUUAUCUGCUCGGCUUCUGAACCCUCCUUUCCCUCUUGCCUGGUCUUACUUGCAUAAUAGUAAGUACGUCUACUCAGAAUCAGCAUGGAAUAAAUUCCCCCUUGGGAGUUGAAGGAUAGAGGCUCACACCAAACUCCCAGCCAGACAGACUUUAUUCAGCAAUGCAUUACAGGACAGAGUCCAAAGGGCCUGUGAGAGCAUCUCCAGUAGAACACACACGGUGUGGCAUAGGAGCCAAGUCCUAGGGGCUGAGGUCCCUCUCCCCCCCGAUAAAAUAUUUGAGGGCCACCCCCUCAAAGUUGGGGGGGGGGAAUUCCCAUUGAAAUAGUGUGUGUGUGCCGUGCCAUAUGAUGGAUUAUGUGGGGUGGGGCUUACCUAGGUAAAGGUAAAGGUACCCCUGCCCAUACGGGCCAGUCUUGACAGACUCUAGGGUUGUGCGCCCAUCUCACUCAAGAGGCCGGGGGCCAGCGCUGUCCGGAGACACUUCCGGGUCACGUGGUCAGCGUGACAAGCUGCAUCUGGUGAGCCAGCGCAGCACACGGAACACCGUUUACCUUCCCGCUAGUAAGCGGUCCCUAUUUAUCUACUUGCACCCGGGGGUGCUUUCGAACUGCUAGGUUGGCAGGCGCUGGAACCGAGCGACGGGAGCGCACCCCACCGCGGGGAUUCGAACCGCCGACCAUGCAAUCGGCAAGUCCUAGGCGCUGAGGCUUUUACCCACAGCGCCACCCGGGUCCCUGGGGCUUACCUGCCCCCCCCAUAUUUUAUUCGACACCCCUGCUGUGUGGGAAAUGUACAUCAUCUUAGCUGCUCAUCCUCUCACCCAAUUAGCUUCUGCUCUUUCAGGACCUCACCAUCUCUUCAUCCAACUACAGACCUUGAAAUGCACCUUUACUCAGCCCAUUUUCAUGGUACCUUUCAAAACCCUCCUUGUACCUUAUCUGGAGUUGUUACAUCCUGUUUUAUUCAAGGGGAUUUCCUACUCAGAGUGAAGUGAUGGACAUGAGACAGGUCUUGGUAAUGCAGGUGAGCUGUGCAGAAACAAGCUAGCAAGUAUGCUCCAAGCAAGCUGCCGGCUAGUUCUGCAGAGGCUCCUUUUAUUAGCAGAAGUCAACAAUUGGAAACAGUCGUGAAACCACCCUGAACUUAACGUAUUUCCAUCUAAGCACAUUUCCAGCGUUAGCAAAUACACGUGUCAGCAGGUGUUUCCCUCAAAUGUUCCCCCCGAUACUUGAUUACAUCUGUGUCCCCCGUCAUGCUCCAGCCAAGCGAUAUGUCUAGCAAACAAAUUGUGAAAGGACAAAAGGUCAGGGGGGAAACCCUGUUUUCUAGCCAGGAAGGCAAAAGGUCAGGGAAAGCAUUUAAGAGAUACGAAAAAAGGUUUACAAAUGGGUAAAAGCUUAAUGGUAAGGAUUUGCUGAACUAACAAACUGAACUGGAAUACAAAAAAGGGAGGUAUGAGGAGGUCCGGGGAAAUAAGGAUAAGGAAGAUAUGCUAUGGAAAGUUAACGUGUUUUUAACUGUUUUUAUCUUGUAUGUCUUUCUUUAUUUCUCUUUUUUUUUGUUAUAUUUUAAAAAUUUUAUUCUUUUUUCUGUAUUUUGUUUUUUCUUGUAUUUUUAUUUUUUGUUUUUGUAUUCUAUGAAACUUUAAUAAAUAUCAUUUAAAAAAAAAAAAAGGUCAGGGAAAGCAGGCUCAACGCUCCUUGACAUAUUGUUGCACGUCUGGUGCAAGGUUUGCCUUCGCAAAGCAGAGCGUUGCCUCUACACAGAGGACAUGGUUGGAACUGCUCUGUUAUUUCCCAGUGGAAACACAGGUGCCCAGAUAUACGAGGAAGGCAUUUCUGAAUUAUUUCAGGCUGUGCCAACAUCAUCCUGGAUGUUUUGGGGAGGUUGUUUCCUAUCCUUUGCAUUUUAAAUUAUUAUAUACACACUCAUCAUUUGUGCCCUUAUUCCUGUAUUUAAACCAAAUCUGUGCAGGAGUUAGAAAACUAUGUGAUGAACUUAACUGCUCAUGAACCACCUCGAUUCUAUAGCGACUUUGGCAGACUUUAUGUGAUUCAUCUAUUGAAGCUGGAGACGUUUAAUGCUGAGGGGAUCUCCGUCUGGAGACUAGAUGAAGUAAGUUUUGGCCCAGCUCUCUCUGCAGAGCCUUGUGCAGGAGAACUUCCCAGGGGAUGGUGCCCAUCAGCACCAUCUCUGUCUGCUGAACGGCUCCUCUUUUGCUUCCUUUCAUGGCAGACUUACUAUGCACCAGCUGAUACUUCGAUUGCAGACAACAAGCUGAAGGUCUCAUUGUCUCUAGAAAGGUAAGACCAGACCGCUUGCCUUGCUGUCACAUGCUUUGCUCACACAAGCAGGAUGGUGCUAGCAGUGCCAAUGCAUCAUUUUUCCUAAGUAGAUAGUCUAAUGUUAUGUUUCAUAUUUUCUUUCUAUUCGUCAUCUGCUGUAAAGUGUAAAUGCAGCUAAAGACAUGGCUCACAAGUAAGAUACAGCACAAUCUGCAGGGCAACAGUUGGUGUGGAUCUAAAACUUGGUUCCUGAACAGGGCUAGGCAGUUGACUACAGAACCAUAGAAUCAAGGAAAUGUAGACUUGGGAGGGUGCAGAAUGCUGUGGCCAGAUUGCUGGUGGGGGCAUCUGAGCAACAACAUGUGGUGCCACUGUUAAAACAUCUGCGCUGGCUGCAGUGGCGGAGCUUCAUGCUCCGGCACCGGGGGGCAAAGAGCAGGUGGGGGCAGGGCUGGCGCACAUCCUGGGGGCGUGACACCCCACCGGGAUCGUGCUGCCAGGGGCGGUGCGCUCCCCCCCCACUCCUCUUCCUCCGCACUCCUCUUCCUCCGCCACUGACUGGCUGCCCAUCUACUACUGAGCCAGGUUCAAGGUCCUUGUAUUAACUUACAAAGCCCUGAACAACUUAGCUCCAAGUCACCUUAGGGACUACGUAAGGCCUUGGGAUCUCAGCUUGAUAUCACUGCAAACAGCUUCUUGGGGGCUCCUGGCGGAUGUUGUUCACCGGAACCUUAUGGUAGGCCGAGCCUAACAUGUGGUUUCUUUAUUUUCAGUGGAUUUCUUCAAACACAUAUGAGGGGUGUAAGUUCUUCCUUAUGUUUCAAUUUAUGUGAUCAUACUAGAGGCUGCAUCCCUGCUUGCAUUGCUUGCCACCCCCACAUAUCCCGCCUCCACCUGCUUGCAACCCCUCUCUCUUUGCACCUUACCCCCCAAACCCCUUCCCCUUACAGCUCACCCCCAACCACCCCUGCCCUCCCUUUGCAUUUUGCCAUUCCUGCCCCCCCCCACCAGGGGCAACAGGAGGAGUGUGUGAAAGCUUGCAUACUUGGGUUGUGAGUAGACCACAAGCCUAACAUGAGCCAGGAGUGCGGUGCAGCAGCAAAUGAAGCUAAUGCAAUAAUUCAAGAGAGUUUGCCUUGGAGUCCUGCUCUCACAGUGGCCAAGCAGAUCCCUGUGGGAAACCCCAAGCAGGAUUCAAGCAGCAGAGCACGCUCCCCUCCAGCGGAUUCCUUGAAGGACCCCCUGCAUUCCCCUCAUUCCGUGGAACUUCCCUGGAGUAGGAGACAGAGGCUUCUGAUCUGUGGGGCACGACCCACCUGAAAUAAUUCUCCACAAUCUUCUUGGAAUGCUACAGCGCCAGUCAGUGGGGUUUGCACAGUAGCCCCACUUAAAUUUCUGGGCAUGUGAAAUAAGCAACCAUUAGACAAUCCACCUCAGUUCAGUCUUUGUGCUGACUUCCCAGGCAAACCACCCUGAUUGCAUUGCUGCAGGGUCCUCGCUCCAGGUGCUUUUGCUUCUGGGCUGUUUCUUGGACUCUGGUAAUGACAUUUCUUCAUCCCAAAACAGGACCUAUCCAACGUAGUUGGCAUGCUGGAAACCCUACUGGAAUUUGAGGAUCCUGUUGCAUUGUUGGGUAAGAAUUUGUCCAGUUUUGUGAGGGGGGCGGCACUUGCUUCAGAGGAACUUUGACAGUUAGUGGGUACAGUUGUGUUAGGGACAGUCCCACAUCUGUUAGGGUUGUGACGAUUUUGCUCUGUUCAAAGAACAAAUCUAAUUGUCUAAUUUCUGUGUAGCAGAAACUGAGUCCAAUAGCUAAUUUUUUCAGCCAAGUUCAUUCUAUAACUGCCAUGUUAAAGGGACAGUUAACCUACCACUUCAAAUAUGCGCUCAGAAAAUUUUCAUUUGAGGGAGAUAAUUUAGAAAGGUUAGACAUCUUCAGGAAAAUAUUUGAUAAAUUAUAUGCCCCAAACCCAUGCAUUGCAAUUUUGAUUCAACACAGUUAACUAUCAUUAAAGCAAAAUAAUUUUGGCAGCAUCUAAUAACACUAUUUUUAAAAAGCAUAUCUAGAUAGAAGUCACACAGACAAAUGAUAAAAACCUAAAUGAUGGAAAAAGGAGUUUGACUCACCUCUGAAUAUGCUAAACGUAUUAACGUUAAAAGUAGCACUCAUUAUGAACAGAACUUGUUCAAGUAAUCUAUAAUGGCGAUCUGAAUUAGUCAUGUCAAUUCUGUGUGUGUGUGUGUGUGUGUGUGUGUGUGUGACACAUAGUGUAUGUCUGAGCAAUAGCAUAUAGCUGAGCAGUUGCAAGAUCAGCCAAUUCUAGGAGGGCAGCUUCCAUGGGUGUUAGUCCCAAUGCAACGGGUCAUUUCAUUAGGGACAAACCUGAAAUUAUGGAGCAGCAGGCACAGUAAAUGACAUUAGACAGAGGAAGGGGUUGGCAGGCAGAGCAACACAAGGUCCCUGCUGCAGAGUUUCUAGAUGGUCACAUGCCAGUCCGGACAGGUCACCUUCUGUUUGCCCAAAUGCGGAUUGUGCUUCUUUUCUUCAGACAAUCUGGAGCAGGAGUUCCUGUUGCCGCUGGCUCCAGGCGUGGGUGAUGGGGUCAGAAUGGAAACCAGCUGUACAAAGGUGGGUCCUUUGGGGUUUCCCAUGUUUCAGGAUGUAGGUUUAGAGCUACUCAGAGCCUUCUCGGUGGCUGCUCCGUCUCUGGAGACGCCUCCCUGAAGAAGCCGUCCUGGCUCCCUCCUUAUUCUCCUUUUGCCGGCAGGUGAAACCUUUCUUGUUCCAAAAGGCUGUUGGGAACUGACUCCUUUUAAUGAAAGGGGGGUGCAGUCCAGUUUUUGUGACAGUGAUCUGUAUGUUUUUAAUAGAUUUCUUAUGUAUAAACAUCGUUUCAAUUUUAUCAAUGUUUAAUUGUUAUUUAAUGAUGUUUUUUCUGUGUUUUUAGUGGUUCGUAUUUUUAUCUGUAUGCUGUCUUGAGUCCUCUCAGGGGAAAAGGUGGGGUAUAAAAUACAUAUAUCAAAGAAGCAGUAAUACGUAGUCCUGGGAUGUAGGGGGCAAAGCUCAAAAGUGGAGCCAGUUUUUCAGAGGAUAGCAUCGUGCCCCAAGGACCUUACAAUCUAAAACUCAGCACAGGGGACAAUCUAAAAGCCUGCACUGGCAGGUAUGGAAAGGGAUACCUAGAGGAGGAACAUGUCUUUAUAUCAGCUACUCAGAGUGAGGCAGAUGAGCUACUGGAGAGAGAGAGGGGGAGUUCUGGGGUACACAGGUAGUGCUCUGUCAAAAGCAAUGGCAAGCUCAGGCUGGAGACCCCCGUAAGAGAGGGCUCAGGUGUUGUUUCAGAGGCAGCCAUCCUCAGACUGAGCCUUAAGUUGGGAGCUGCAGUUCCAGUUCCGCUGUAGCUGUUGGCUCCACCUGCGCGGAGAUGAGUGUCUUCACUGAAAGGAGCCUGGUUGGCUUGAAGAGUUGUCGUUUGCAGAGAAGUGGGAAGCCUCUGCUUCCCCCAGGACUGCUGAGCCCUCUGAGGAAGAGGUGGGCUCCAUGCCACCCUGGGGUUGGAGGUGGGCUAGCAGAAUGGGCUUCUCUUGCCCAAGAGCUCCUGGUUUCAUACGGACAACUGGACAAACUCCCUCUCCCACUCAUUCCCUGAAGGAGGGGCGACUGACCCAGAGUCAGGAAUGGGAAAUGUGGCACCCAAGUCCACAUGGGGUUCAGGGAUGUUGCCUGUGGCCAAUGGGCAGAGAUAGAAGAGCAAGGGACACGUUUAUGAGGGACUCCGAAGGAAACCAAGGAAGCGUUUCCCAUGUGAAGGGGCUAAAAGAUAUCUGGCAGCUCAGAAAAGAGCCAGCCAAUGUCAGGUCACGGAAUUCGGCAGCGAAAAGGAGUGAAGGUAGCAAGGAGGAUCAACUGUGCUGAAGGCUGCAGAGAAAUCCCUUAGCACUAGGUUUGGGAGACGGAGGGGCAGCAGCAGCUUGGAGAGGUCAAAAAGCAGAAUUAGGAAAAGUUUAAUGGUCCCAGUUCAGGAAUUGGGAGGCACGUUUUGAACUCCUUUUUCUUCAACCUAGGAAUACCUUUUGAUGUCUCUCAUCCCCAAGCAAUGAUGCCCUCUGGAUCCCUGCAUGAAAAACCAAGUGGCUGGAAUUGUGUCUUACUAUUUCCUCUAACUUUGGAUCCAUCUCCUUCUGUUGCACCAACCAUGCACCGGGGGGGGUGGUGGUGGCAGAAAAUGCUUUUCCCAGCCUUGGAGUGACUAGUAUUCCUAUAGUCAAGUAGCAUGCAAGAAAUAAAAUUGCUUUAAACUUCUGAGUUGUGGCAAAAGGCAAUGUGCGCACCCCAUGUGUGGGACUUGUGUUUGUGUGUUUGCAAGCCCCUUUGGAACAGACGGGAACCACACAAGGAUUCCUGAACAGGCUUUGCACAGCUCCCAUUCAUUUCAAGGAAGCUUGCGUGAGAGAGCUUGCAAGUGGUUUGUGUCUUUCCAGUCUUGUCUUUCAAGGGCUCUGCAUGGCUUCUAGCCAGGAUGACUAUGCUCUGCCUCCACAGUCACUGGAAACAGGGGGAGGGAAGAGGGGUCUUGUGCUCCAAUCCUGGUCCCUGGUUUCCCACAGGCAACUGCUUGGCCACUGUGGGAGCAGGAUGCUGGACUAAAUGGGCCAUUGGCCUAAUCCAGCUUUCUCUUCUGACAUUCUUCUGGUGUCUUCUGUUGAUGGAUGAACUGAGCACGGGGCUCCUUUGAUGGGUUUACAUCUCCCAUUCCUCCUGUAUUCCAAGCAUCAGCCUGUGGAUCGUGUCCAGCAAAAUACACUGCUUGUCUGACUAUCUUGUCUCCCCCUCACUUUCUUCCUUUGUGAUGCAUCAAGGACUUCCUACCCAAAAUGUCAGCUAUUGCUAUUUCCCCUUCAUGAAGGUUUUCUGCAAUAAAGUCCUCUUUCGGCGUUAAUACGCCUUUUGCUUCCUCUGCAUACUUAUUUAU